CAGUUUGGCUUACAUUAAUGAGUGGCGUGUGGUCACUCCGAAACCUCUCCAUCUCAGUUCCUCGCGCAGUCCUCUCGGGCGAGGGCCAGUCCGCCAUACUCCGGUGUUCCUACGACCUGGAGGAUGCUGCGCUGUACUCCAUCAGGUGGUACCGAGCGGAGACCGAGUUCUACAGAUACGUGCCACGGGAGAUGCCCCCCACCAUGGUGUUUCCAUUGCCAGGAGCGUCUGUUGAUUUGACCCAGUCGGACCACCAGCAAGUCCGCAUCGUGAACCUGAACCGGCGGCUGAGCGGAGACUACCAGUGUGAGGUCUCAGCAGACGCGCCGCUCUUCCACACAGACAUACGGUCCGCGCCGCUCACUGUCGUCGAUCCGCCGUUCAGAGCCCCCCACCUGUCCAUCUCCCGCGGGAGCUACGCGCGCGGCGACGUGCUGCGCGCAAACUGCUCGGUGGACGAGGCCUACCCAGCUCCCAACAUCACGUGGAUACUAGAUGACCAUAAAAUAGCAGAAACAGUAUCAUGGAAGACAUCAGACCUGGACUUCAAGGAACGAGGAGCCUUCAGCAGACUGGAGAUCUCGAUCCUGGAGGCAGAGCAUUACAAGAUGGGUCUGACGUACACCAGCUCAAGUUUAGGCCGAGCCUACCAGGACACCUACUACGGAAGCUAUGAGAAACAGCCCGAGAAGGAAGAUAAAGAAGUUUUAAGGUAUACAUUGGUCCCUCCGCCCUCUGGUCAGUUCUCCCUGAGCUGCGUGGCCACCAUAUACGACAUCUACGCUCGGAAGGGAGACCCCAUCCUCAUCAGGGAGGACGCUCCUCAUCCUGCCUCAGUUACUGGGGAGGAUUCUUCAGGUGCAGUGUCAUACAGUGUAGCGUUGACGUGGUGGUGCACAUGCGCCGUGUUACUGCACACGUUAUGAUCGGCGCGUGCGACGCCGGCGCCCGCGCACAUUCUCAAUUAAACUCGCUAAUAAAGCACUGCGCGCGGCUGUGAACGAGGAAUCGAAUAGAAACCCCCCUUUAGUGGUAAUUGUGUGAUAAUGUAUGAAUGAAUGUUUUUGAUACAGAAACUUCGUGGUGUAACACCAUGCCUUCGCGUACAGUUCAUCGCAAAUUAGUACUAAAAAAAAACAAUGGGGUAUCUACUCCUCUGUUUACUUUCAUAAGUCAAAAGUUAGGUAGAUUUUAGGUUCAACCUAAGUAAGGCAAGGGGGUACUCUUGAAACCUUUCUUUAAAUAAUGGUCCAGGUUUUUAGUUAGAGAAAUAAAUAGCCAAAGAGCAAUAUUAAUGUGCGAUGAACUGUAAAUAAUCUCCCAGUGUUAGAGGAUGGCAUGAUAGACUUAUGACACACAUACGUACGGUAAGAAUAAUAAUUAUUGUUAAUAUAUAAUGUACAAACGUGAGCUUAAUUAAACAGCCAUUGAUUAUAUAAAUACGUAGGUAUCAUUUUUGUAUAAUGAUCGUGGGGCAUACUAAAUGAAUUAGGCAAUACGACUUACUCACGUAACUGUUCGAGGAUUUAUGAGCCCCCGUCGUGGCUUGAAACUAGUCGAACAAUUACAUGAAUAAGGCGUGCAGCCUAAUAAUGUGUAUGAGGUCUCCGUGACAAAUAAUACUCAAUUAAGAAUAAAAAACAGUCCAUACAAUAACGAAUAUUACAGGUAAUAUUAAAUAUUACAGAAAACUUCCUCUCUCGCUCACUCACAUGUAUAAAGCCGUUAGAGUGAAAGGGACAAACCGCGCGCAGUGCAAACAUUACGUAAGGAAACUGAAUGUUGUGAUAGAAAGUUAAUAAAGCUAAAUAUUUGUACUAGGAGUUAAGAGAUAUUGUAUAUUGUACUUAUUUCAUGUUGCAGAUCUAAUUAUAUGUGAAUAUGUAAAUAAAUUCAUUAGUUACCGA
This is a messenger RNA of Spodoptera frugiperda (fall armyworm), 1907 nucleotides long. RefSeq lists its product as uncharacterized. The record is from RefSeq and is a predicted model, not a curated record. NCBI's taxonomy places the organism in Eukaryota, Metazoa, Arthropoda, Insecta, Lepidoptera, Noctuidae. Bases 18 to 926 code for a protein of 302 amino acids. The transcript is spliced from 7 exons.